GCACACCAAACGUCAUUAAAAAAAUACUCUGCGUGACUUCCUUGAAGCUGCCAACGUAUUCUGGGGGCUGUAGUUCUGCUGCAGACUCGACUGUGUUACAGAAGGGGCGGAGAUACAAGAAGCAGCGUGGAGGAAGGACUGUACAUAGCAUAGAGAAACUGGAGAAAAGCUGCCAACGUAUUCUGGGGGCUGUAGUUCUGCUGCAGACUCGACUGUGUUACAGAAGGGGCGGAGAUACAAGAAGCAGCGUGGAGGAAGGACUGUACAUAGCAUAGAGAAACUGGAGAAAAGACUUGGGAAAUGCCAAACUGCCAUAAUUUAUCUGACCUGGAGAAAUUUCUUGUUGAAAAGGGGUCUGAUUUGUCAGCUGCUUCUGUUUCACACAUAAUAGGGAAGGUCCCCCGUGCAGCAUACUAUGUUCCAGAGUACAUAAGUAAAGCAGAAGAGGAGUAUCUGCUCAGGCAGGUUUAUAAUGCUCCAAAGCCUAAAUGGACACAGCUGUCAGGGCGGAAAUUGCAGAACUGGGGGGGAAUCCCACAUGUUCGGGGUAUGGUGCAGGAAAAGCUUCCCUCGUGGCUUCAAACAUACGCUGACCAAAUUUCAUCGCUGGGUGUAUUUGGGGAUCACUGUGCCAACCAUGUGCUAGUGAAUGAAUAUAAUGCCGGGGAGGGUAUUAUGCCACAUGAAGAUGGUCCCAUGUACUAUCCCACUGUUACUACCAUCAGCUUGGGGUCACACACUCUCCUGGACUUCUAUGUACCCAUUAACAAAGACUGCCCAGAGGACCAGAACCAGGUUUCCAGCACAGAAGAGCAGCGGCAUAUACUUUCUCUCCUUUUGGAGCCACGGAGUCUCCUCGUGGUACGUGAGGAGCUGUACACUAGUUAUCUGCAUGGCAUUUGUCCAAAGACCUCUGACACACUGGGCCCGAAGGCAGCAAACUUAGAAAAGUGUACAGCACAUUCUGGGGAAACACUACAAAGGGGUACUCGUGUCUCACUUACUAUUAGAUUUGUUCCCAAAGUACUAAAGACCUCAAUCCUUUUUGGUAGGGGGCGGUGAGUAUAUCAGCAAAGCAAUUUUGCUGGUGGAUGUGGAAUACAUUGAGUUUAUUAGUGUCACAGUUAGCUAUGGAGCUCAAAAUAUGUAAAGCACAAAAUGUAUAGUAUGUUCUUGAUGAAGGGACUUUUCUCCCGGAAUAUACACAAUGAGCCUACAAAAUGAAAUAAAAUAGUUUGCUUUACCAUUAAAA
This is a messenger RNA of Xenopus tropicalis (tropical clawed frog), 1252 nucleotides long. RefSeq names its product alkB homolog 6 (gene alkbh6). The record is from RefSeq and is a predicted model, not a curated record. Lineage: Eukaryota; Metazoa; Chordata; Amphibia; Anura; Pipidae. Gene Ontology annotation, molecular function: 2-oxoglutarate-dependent dioxygenase activity; iron ion binding. The transcript has 9 exons. The coding region runs from base 301 to 1062 and encodes 253 amino acids. Gene Ontology annotation, cellular component: nucleus.